Messenger RNA from Clunio marinus, 3613 nucleotides. The record is from the annotation of a GenBank genome assembly. NCBI's taxonomy places the organism in Eukaryota, Metazoa, Arthropoda, Insecta, Diptera, Chironomidae.
UAUCGUUCGGUUUACUCAAAAUACUUUUGGAGGGUUUUAUUUGGAAUUAACUUUUUUUCCUCUUUCUUUUUCAAGUGAUCACUAUUAUUCAGAACUUUGUUGUGAACAGUUCAAUCAAAAAGCAUUCGUUUCCUACUAAUAAAAGUUAAUUUAAAUAAAAACCUUGCCAAAAAGUUAUUUGAUAAAUCAUAAAGUUACACAAGUAAACAAAGAGUUUUUUCAAAAUAUUUGGAUAUGACAAUAUAUUUAAUGCCUAAAAGUAGAAUAAUUUCUAAAGCCAAAGAUUUUCGACCUAAACAAUGGACAAUUAAAUGGAUUGUUGAUCAACGUUCGUUUUCGAAAUCGCUAUAUCAACAAUGUGCAGCAAAAAAUCAAACUAAUCAGAGUGCAAAUGGCAAAGGUAAAUUACAUAAAAUUAAACGCAAAUGGCGUUGGGGUGCUGGUGCUGGUUGGACAAUCUUAUCUGUUUUGGAUUGGUGGUUAUUGGCUGCAGGCGGCUGGUUAACAUGGCAAGGUACAGUGCUUCGUUGGACACCCCUGGGACUUGCACUAGUGGCAGCUGCUCAGUGGCAUCUACACAAUAGGGAAUGUGAAAGAAAAGGCUUACCUAGGACUGCUCCACAUUGGCAGACGACUGUGUAUUGUUCCCUUCCACUGAGGCUUAUGAGUAGAUGUUGGGGUUGGCUUGCGGAACGUCCUGUACCAGAAAAAAUUCGUCCAACCAUUUUCGGUCUUUAUGCAACAACGUUUGGUGUAAAUUUGGAAGAAGCUGUAAUAUCUGAUCUAAAACACUAUCGAAGUUUGGCUGAAUUCUUCACCCGAUCAAUUAGAGACGAUUGUCGAGUGAUUGCACCAGAUUGUGUUGUUUCACCAUGUGAUGGACGUGUUCUUCAUUAUGGACCAGUAACGAGUGAAACUCAUCUGGAACAAGUGAAAGGCGUAACUUAUAGUCUUGAAGCUUUCUUAGGGCCAAAAAUAGGCAAAGAAAUCAAAGGUCCAUAUAUCGACUCGCUGAAGAAGCAGAAAGAAGGUAGCGCAUUAUAUCACUGCAUUAUUUAUCUUGCUCCUGGUGACUAUCAUCGAUUCCAUUCACCAACAUCAUGGAAACCUGAAAUAAGACGUCAUUUCCAUGGUGAGCUUCUUUCGGUUAGUCCAAAAGUUGCCAAGUGGGUGCCAGGACUCUUUUGUCUUAAUGAACGUGCAGCUUAUAUUGGUGAAUGGGAGCACGGAUUCUUUAGCUUUACGGCUGUUGGCGCUACGAAUGUGGGGUCAAUACAGGUUUACGUCGAUGAAGAACUUAAAACUAACAAAUGGAGUGGAUUGAAAGUUGGAGUACAUAAAGAUAAAGACUUCGACGAAGUUCGAUUACGAAAAGAAAUUGUUCUAAACAAAGGCGAACUGAUUGGUCAAUUCAAUAUGGGAAGUACGAUCGUGCUAGUGUUUGAAGCUCCAAAAACUUUCAAAUUUAAUUUAACACCUGGACAGACUGUUCAACUUGGCCAAAGUCUAGGGUGCUUUUUUGAUGAUGAUGCUGACAGUGGGAUGGAAAGUGAAGAGUGAAAAUGUUGAUUAUUUUAUCUGCAUUUUUCCAACCUCAAGUGCCAUAGUUGAUCGUCGCUUUUAAUCGUACUGAUAACAUAACUUCAGGGUUAGUUAAUAGUUUUAAGUUUUAGGAUAAAAGCUCAAAUAAAAAAUAAAAUAAAACAUAAUAAUGUGUAGUGCAUAUUGCACAAUUUCAUUCUCCAAAUCAUUAAUAACACUUUCACAGUGAAAUUAUUUGGAAAACAACAAAAGAAAAUCUUUUAUUUCAUUUUUUUUUAACAAAUUCAUUGUUUAUAAACAUCGUAGUCAUUUUUAUUUUUCCUGUUUUCAUAUUAAAAUGAAAACAAUCAAUAAUGUAAAAGAAAGAAGUCAAUGGAAUGUGACUUUAAAAGCUUUGAAUGCAUAAAUGUCUUAUCUGUAGCAAAACAUGUGAUAUUUUUGAAAGAAAAUAUUUUAUGAACAGAAUUAGGUAAGGUUUUUUCAAAAUACAAUGAUUCAUAUCACUUGUUAUGAUUCACAUUUUUAAUCUUACUGAUCAAGAAAAUAUGAUUUCCUUUAUGAUCCACCUUCAGGAUAACAGAAAAAUAUUAUGUUAGCAUUUUUUAUGUCACGAAUUGUUUUGAAAGUUAUUUUAAUAAUUAAAAAAUAAUUUUAGAAACAUUAUAAAUUUCUAUUAUAUUUAACAACUUUAAAUUUAUUUUUUAGAUAAGAUACGAGUGCUAUGAAAUUGAAGAGAAAAAAAAAUUGUAAUACGGAAUUUGAUGAGAAUAAAGAAUUAAAAACACCAUGUUGCAUUAUUCAACUUGUUGCAUUGGAAUUCUUUCGUAUCCCCAGAAGUGACUUCGUGUUCGAUAAGUUUAUUAUAGCCUUCUCUGUAUAAAAGUACUCAGCUGUCCCGCUUGCCAAAGUUUCUUUAAAAUCUUCUAAUGCUUGUUUGUCUUUAAGUGCAGUGAGAGACUCGACAAUUGAAUUAAUAGCACCAACUUUCUUUGAAAGUGUGAGACGACGUUCUGGAUCAUCAACAUGCUGAAGAAAUGAAUUUAAAACAGCUUGUGGAGCUCGAAGAUUAUAAAGACGAAUGAUUGCCAGCUCAAGUGGAAUGUGAAUAGUAAACGAUUUUUUCUUAAUUACAGAUUUUUUUUGGAAAAGUCCUUCAAUAUCACGCCAAGCUUGUGACUUUCCUCUUUCGUUUAUUGCAACCCAUUCAAAUUGCGAAGGUGUAAUUGCAUAAUUUAUUGCCAACUUGAAUGGAUUUGUCGAUGAAUUAAAUGAUGGAUCAGACCAUUUUUGAAACUUUUGACAACAAUAAUAUAAAGUUUCUAUCACUGAUUUUUCCAUAAUAUCAUGAGGAUGAAAAUAUAAUCGUUCAUUAAUCUGAAGCUCCAAUAAAGUGAUAAAAUUUGACAAUUGUUGAGAUAAAAAUGGAUUGCAACAAGGUUGAUCGAAGAGUUCUCGAAUAUUUUUAAGUUUCUCCAAUUUUGUGAUGACAUUUUUUGAUGAUACCGAAGCUUUAAAUUGAAUCAUUGCUGCUUCUUGGUUGCGUCCCAUUAUUUUAAGUAUUUCCGAAGCUUCCCCAAUUCUCAUUGUAGUAUUUAAGUAAUUCACAUAAUGAUCUACAGCGAUUGGUCUGGUCUCUAAGAUUUGAUUAAAUAACGAUGUUUUUAGAGAGUUUUUAAGGAACAAGACAAUCCUUAGUAUUGCAUCACCAUUUCCACAUAAAAUAGCUUUGUCAAGAAGAUCUUCUUUUUCGUUCAGUGACUUAUAAAUAGACAAAGAACAUGGUUUACCAAGUAAAAGCUUGUUGAUUGUAAUAGGAAUUGGACAAUAUUGAGAUUCUUGUAGUUUUCUUCUUAGUAUUUUUAUUUCUUCUUCCAAUGAUACUUUAGGAAAUAUUGGUUCAGUAAUCAUCUGAUCCUCGAGUAUCAUUUGAAGAUCACUAUCAUUAAUAAUCAGAUUUAAACUUAUCGCACCCGACGAUGAAACAUUUGAGAUUUCUGAUACAUUGUCAUCUAAAAACUUUUGAUCAAUAUCAUCAUCAAAACUAAAUGAUUUGUUUAAAGAAGUGUUCCAG